AGAAACGAAACUGAUCUCAGAGUGCUGCUCUCUCUCUCUCUCUCUCUCUUAGGUUGCAGGAAAAUGGCAGAGGCCAGUAUUUCAGUAGAUCAGGACCAGUUCAGCUGUCCAGUCUGUCUGGAUCUGCUGAAGGAUCCAGUGACUAUUCACUGUGGACACAGUUUCUGUAUGGUGUGUAUUAAUAAACACUGGAAUCAGGAGGAUCAGAGGGGGGUCUACAGCUGCCCCCAGUGCAGAGAGACCUUCACUCCGAGGCCUGUUCUACGCAGAAACAACAUGCUGGCUGAAGUGGUGGAGAAAGUGAAGAAGACUGAACUCGAAUCUGCUCCUCCUGCUCACUGUUACGCUGGACCUGGAGAUGUGGAGUGUGAUUUCUGCACUGAGAGGAAACUCAAAGCCGUCAAGUCCUGUUUGGUGUGUCUGGCGUCUUACUGUGAGACUCAUGUUCAGUCUCACUAUCAGUCUCAAACGUUUAAGAAGCACCAGCUGGUCAAAGCCUCCACACGACUGCAGGAGAAGAUCUGCUCUCAACAUGACAAACUGAUCGAGAUCUACUGCCGUACUGACCAAAGCUGCAUCUGCUAUAUGUGUUUGAUGCAUGAACAUAAAGGCCACGAUACAGUUGAAGUUACAGCAGAGAGAAAAAAGAAACAGAAACAGCUAAAAACGAGGAAGAAGAAAUCCCAGCAGAGACUCCAGGAGAAAGAGAAGAAGCUGCAGGAGCUGAAACAGGCUGUGGUCACUCUUAAGCGCUCUGCACAGGCAGCAGUGGAGGACAGUGAGAGGAUCUUUACUGAGCUGAUCCGCUCCAUUGAGAAAAAGCGCUCUGAGGUAACAGAGCUGAUCAGAACUCAGGAGAAGAACCAGCUGAGACAAACUGAAGAACUCCUGGAGAACCUACAGCAGGAGAUUGAUGAUCUAAAGAGGAGAAACACUGAGCUGGAGCAGCUUUCAGUCACAGAGGAUCACAUCCACUUCCUCCAGAGUUUCCAGUCUCUGAGUGUCUCUUCUGGAGGUGAGGACUCCUCCAGCAUCACUGUCCAUCAACAUCCCUCAUUUGAUGGAGUGAGGAAAUCUCUCUCUGAUCUGAAAGAGAGACUAGAGGAAUUCUGCAAGGAGGAGUUCAGUAAAGUCUCUCCACAUGCUGCAGCAGUUCAGACCAUCUUAUCCUCAGAGCCAAAAACCAGAGAAGAUUUUCUACAGUAUUUCUGUCGACUGACUCUGGAUCCCAACACUGUAAAUCAUGACCUCAGUCUGUCUGAGCAGAACAGAGUGGUGAAGUACAGAGGAGGAGAGCAGCGUUACUCUGACCAUCCAGAGAGAUUUGAGCACUGGCCUCAGGUGUUGUGUAAGGAGAGUGUGAGUGGACGCUGUUACUGGGAGGUCGAAAGGAGAGGUUGGGUGAUCAUAUCAGUGUCAUAUAAAAGGAUCAGCAGGAAAGGACGGGGUGAUGAGAGCAGGUUUGGACACAACAAUCAGUCCUGGAGUCUGGACUGUUUUAACACUCUCACUUUCUGGCACAACAGCAUUAAGACUGAGCUCUCAGCUUCAUCAUCCUCCAGAAUAGGAGUGUAUGUGGAUCACAGUGCAGGAACUCUGUCCUUCUACAGCGUCUCUGACACAAUGACCCUCCUACACACAGUCCACACCACAUUCACUCAGCCGCUCUACGCUGGGUUCUGGGUUGGUGGUGGAACUGUGAGGUUAUGUGAUCUGAAAUGAGUGUCUGUUGUAUAUGAUGGAUACUUUUCAGGUAAAUUCAUAAAUGAUUUAUAUUCAUGCCAUCAGACUAAAUCAAUCAAAUUAUAUUUAUGUAUAGAUUUUUUAUGGAUUUGACAAUAAUGCAUGUAAAAGCCAAUUAAACUGAAAACACAGAGAGUGAGAGAGAGAGAGAGAGAGAGAGAGAGAGAGAGAGAGAUAGAGAGAGAGAGAGAACUUGAUCUGACUUUUCUAGUUAGUUAAAAUGUAAUCUGUAUCUUAAUCCCAAGAAUCAUUCAUCUAAAUUUACCAAAUCUGAUUACUCUCUUCCUUUUGGACUGUUUGUCUUCUAAACCGUGUGUUGUGUUCAGAGGAAAUCAGCUUCAAUAAGAUGAAUCUCAUUGUGUUUGUUAAUAAACAGUGUGUUGUCUGUAUUAAGAGGACUUGUGUGUAUUUAGAGACGCCCUUUUUAUCAGGAUUGUCUUUUCCUGUAAGAUUCUCCACAAGGGGGAGCUAUUAGCACUCAAGUAAGUUUUAGUGGUAAGAAACUAAUGGCUGUAUACAGUCAUAUAAAGGGCUGGUUUGGGCUGUAGAGGUUGCUGAUGACGUCACUAUAAACACACUGAAGACACUUGAUCAGCAUGUUAGUAAACACUGUACUGUAAAACGAAUGAUCGUCUAUGGACGAAAUGUCAACAUCCCCAAAAAUACAGAUAUAACUAUAA
This is a messenger RNA of Colossoma macropomum (tambaqui), 2423 nucleotides long. RefSeq names its product tripartite motif-containing protein 16-like. The transcript is spliced from 6 exons. Gene Ontology annotation, molecular function: zinc ion binding; protein binding. The record is from RefSeq and is a predicted model, not a curated record. The coding region runs from base 64 to 1722 and encodes 552 amino acids. Lineage: Eukaryota; Metazoa; Chordata; Actinopteri; Characiformes; Serrasalmidae.